AUGGCACUGAAACACAGCAGUGAGGUGUUUGCCGUGUUGAAAGAUGAGUUGUCGAACUGCACGCCUUUGGCGGACGAGCUCUCAGUGGUCUUGGGAUGUGGCCGUGAGUUCUUGGAGAGUCUUCCAGUGGAGGAUCAGGAGCGAGGCUUGGAGCUCUUCAGAGAAAUGACGGAGUGGCAAAAGAUGCAGCGUGGAUCUAGGCAAUCUUUGGGGCCUUUGGCUGUUUCAGCCUUGCUGCACCCCGAAAGCGGCCGAGAGAUCAUCUUGGUGGGAACUCCGCACUCUUUGCCAGGGGCUGUCGCCGUGACAAACCCGGUGCCGAAGGCAGUGCAGCGUACCGUGAAGGCCUUGAAGCCGGAGCUGGUGGCGGUGGAGUUGGACGAGGCGCGAGGUGUGCGCGAGUUGGAGAAACGACCCAAACUUCGAGGCCCCGCUUCGUCAUGGAGCCGAGCUGUCCAGGGCUUCCUUGCUCUUCGUGGCCGCUUGGUCGGCCCGUGCCUCUUUCGGCUGCUGCGACUGCUGCUGGCGGCGCUGACGCCCUAUGUGCUGAUUGUGGGCUCGGCGAGGUUGGUGACCUGCGAAUGGUUCCUGUACAUGGAGUACUACCGCCACGGCUUUCCAGCAGAUCCCUAUGGUUUCGAAGCCAAGGAUAGGAUGGACUUCGGUGUCUACUGCAUCAGGUAUAUGACGAACAACGAGGACAUCCAAUACCUGGAAUCUCUCACGCUUCCGGCGGAAUUGUGUGUGCAGAAGCAUCCAGAGACAAGUUCCACCACAGGAGCCUGUCAGAUGUUCUCGGUGAAGGAGCUGAAACAUAUGAAAGAUGUGCAGUUCCUGGCUCGUUGCGUCUUUAGGAGCUUUUGGCUUCUCUUGUUUUUGCAGCUGAAGAUUCUGGCUUUCCUCCACUUUACCGAAGGGAUGCCGGAUUUGCCUCGCCGCAGCCUCGUGAUGGGAAGCGCUUUGACCUAUGCCACGAUGUUCUCCGUUUUAGCCUUCGCCCUCCUGGCCUUCAACACUGCUUUCAAGAAGUUUCAUCGGAUCUUCUUCCACGACGGGACAUGGACCUUUCCCGUGAGUAGUACCUUAAUCCGGCUCUACCCGCAACGUUUCUGGAUCGAUGCCACGAUCACCGUGGGACUUUUCACCUUGCUAGGUGCUACGAUGAUCCUAUUCUUUGCACGGCGGAAGCAGAAGAAAGACGCACGUCUCGAUGUAACGCCGGGCUUCGCCGAAGCCGGGGACCACCGACAGGGACCACCAGCCAGGUUUCUAGGGCCUACGGCCACGCCAGGGCAAUCUCCCAUUCUCUUGCCUGACUCGGAGGGCUCUCCGCUGCAGGGCCUGUUUCAGAUUUUCUCGCAGCCCGAAUUGGGCCUGGAUGAGGAGUUACUUCAGCGGAUCAGGGCCAAGGCCGGAAGUCGUCUCAGCGUGAAGGGAUAUCUUCGCGCUCUUCGGCAGAUCUAUGCCAAGAGCAGUGAGAAGUGUCUGGUCUUUGCGCUCGAUGAGCUCCGGGCCGAGGGCGACGGAGAUUGGGGUCAAGAUGCCACGGCGGCGGUUCUUGCGGCGCAACGAGCCGAGCUCCCCAUCCUGUUCUGCGACUUGCCACAGGAGUGGACGUUGGGCAAAGUGAUUCCAAUUUACAACAAAGAAUGGGUUGCAGCGCGCGGCAAACGUUUGAAGUUCUUGGAAGACCUGGACGUAGCCACCCGGUUCCUUCAGGCUGAAGAAGCCAUGAUCCGCGAAGCAGUGAUGUCUGGGCACGGAGGAGAUUUGCCUUCCUUGGACUAUGGGCUCGGCUUAUGCCGUCCAGCCGUGGGAUUUGCUGAAGCUGCUACACGGCGUCUUUGGCUGGAAGAACGCGACCCCGCGAUGGCCAACGCUGUGACCUCUGCCUUGGAAGGCCGUGCACGCGUCUUGGAGGGCAAACACUCACGCUUGGAAGCGAAGCAACGUGCGGUGCUGCAGGUGGGUUGUUGCCACGUGGAAGGCAUCGUGAAGUCUCUGCAGCAGCAUGGCUACAAGGUCGUCCCUGAACCGCAGGGAGGCUGGCCGGACCUCACCUCCAAGGGCAAAGUACCUGUGAGGACCAAAAAAACUUCACGACAAAGCAAAAACGUGCGGAGCAAACCGCGCGCUGCGGGCUUUGCGUAA
This is a messenger RNA of Cladocopium goreaui, 2151 nucleotides long. Lineage: Eukaryota; Dinophyceae; Suessiales; Symbiodiniaceae. The record is from the annotation of a GenBank genome assembly.